Cuscuta europaea is the source of this 890-nucleotide messenger RNA. NCBI's taxonomy places the organism in Eukaryota, Viridiplantae, Streptophyta, Magnoliopsida, Solanales, Convolvulaceae. The record is from the annotation of a GenBank genome assembly.
AUGGAUUGCGAGGAAGAUAUGGGUAACCUCGAGCACAACCGAACGAAACAGCUUGCGAGGAAGAGAUCCCGCAAAGGUAAAUCACAUAUCGGCUCUUCAUCUCAAAGUCGAGAUGAUUUUGAUACGGGUUACUCAAGGAUGGAUGGGGAUGCGAUGACCGACGAACAACUAGAACAAGAAUUGCACCGACAUAAUAGCCGCUUUUUUCAAGACCAAACGAGGAUCAUUGGCGGAGAAGAGCUCGAGGACGACGAUGUGGAGGAAGUAAUUCCGGAGGGCCACGACGACGACAAGGAGGAGGGUGGCGGCAGCCACGACGCCGACGAGUCUGCCUCAUCCCAAACCGGUACGAAAAAAGUAAAUUUGAACUAAUGGCUAAUAAUUUUUCUAAGUGGAAAGACCCGAACACCGGGAAUUGGACCGCAACUUGCAAUUGGUGCAAGAAAAAUUAUAGCUUGAGGAUUUCCGGCGGAUACGGAUCCGCCACAAGGCAUCUUAAGGCCAAACACCCGGUGGAGUAUGCAAAAUUAGGCGGCAGAACGGGGAAGCAAACUCAAAUAUCGAGGUUUGCAAAUAACCAACAAGCUUAUGAUGGUCUAAAAGCGAUGGGAGCAUCUUUGGAGAUAGUCAAGGGGGGAUUUGACGUAUUUGGGGUAAUGGACAACUUAGAAAAAAUGGCAUGAUUAUUUGAUAGAAAGAAGUGAGAAAUAUGUGGCUUUUCCUAAAGAUUUGUCUAUUCGUUGAAAUAGUACUUAUAAGUUAAUUGCAGUUCUUCUUAGAUAUGAACAACAUUUUCCUGCUUUUAUGAAAAAAUUCAUAAAAAAUUUGUAAUGCUUUGAUAUAUUUUAAUGAUGCAACUGAAACUUUUAGUCAUGUUUAUAAACCUACCU